UCCGGAUCGGAGACAGAGUCCGAUAACAACUCGCCGUCAGCUUCCGACUUCACCGUCAAGCCGAUCGUCUCCAAGCCCGCGAACGACGCCGUUGUUCCCAGCAAGAAGACUGCUUCGGCGAAGCCUGCGGCGGCGCCCAAUUCUGGGUCGAAGCGGCCGGCCGAGACCGAGCCCAACCCGAAAAACUCCAAGAAGAAGAAGGUCGGCGUCGACGAUGAGGAAUUGAAAAAGGGGCAGCGGCUUUGGAGCGAGGACGAUGAGAUUACGAUCCUGAAGGGCAUUAUAGAGUUCGAAAGUAAGAAGGGUGUGGCGGCGAAUUCGAAUGUUGCCCGAUUCCUCGAGUUCAUCACGAAGGAUUUGCAGGUCGAUUUGAGCACGGACCAAUUGGUUGAGAAAUUGACUGAUAAGAUCAGGAGGUUGAAGAAGAAGCACCAGGCUGGCGAGGAUGGGGAGGACUCGGUGUUUUCCAAGCCUCAUGAGCUCAAGUGCCUUGAUCUGUGGAAGAAGAUUUGGGGUUCUGAGGGUAACGGGAUUGAUAGCAAUGCGAAGGGCGGCAAGAGGAAGCCUCCGAGGAAGAAUAAUAAGGUUAACAAUGAUAUGGUUCUGGCCUUGCCAGUUUCAGAAGUGACUGUGAAGAAAGAGGUACAGAAGAAUGUGGGUAAUGGAGGAGUUAAGGCCGACCCAGAUGACUUUUGGUCUAAGUAUCCCUGCCUGAAUGGUUCUUUGAGGACAGGUAAUUGUGCACAGAGUUCGGAUUUAACGAGACUUGUGAUUGAGAAGAUGCCUUCUUUGAUUGGGAGUUCCAAGGCUAAAGAGCUGGAGGAGAGGUGGAGGGCGUUGCAGCUUAUUGAAAUGGAUUUGUCUGUCAAGAAGCUUGAUUUGAUGCAGGAGCAGACUAAACUUGUAUUGGAUUUGAUGAAGUCUUCGAAGGAUUAGAGGUUAGCUUGGAGCUAUUUCAUGGUUUUUCCUGGAUUUUAUGUUAAUAUUGUGAGUCGAAACUUAGUGGUCUAGGUUUUCUUAGAUAGAACCUGUUCUGCUUGAUCCAUGGAGGUUCUCAAAUUUUGGUAAAGACUAAUGUUUUGCUAUAUACAUGUGUCACAUGGAGAUCAUUUUAAUAUAAUAUUAAGUAAUUUUGUUUAUGGCA
Molecule: messenger RNA, 1144 nt
Organism: Malus domestica (apple)
Lineage: Eukaryota; Viridiplantae; Streptophyta; Magnoliopsida; Rosales; Rosaceae
Product: STOREKEEPER protein-like
Biological process (GO): regulation of DNA-templated transcription
Cellular component (GO): nucleus
Source: RefSeq, a predicted model, not a curated record